UGGUUGUGCUGCCGGGGCAGUAGCCGGCGCUGGUAGAGAAGUAGUUCUGUCUCCUGGGGCGAGUAAACUGAGCCCAAGCAAUGGAAGGCCACAGCGUGGAGGAUCUGCUGGCAAAGGCGGAGAGGGACGAGGCAGAGAAGCUGCAGCGCAUCACGGUGCACAAGGAGCUAGAGCUGGAGUUCGACCUGGGUAACCUGCUAGCCUUAGACCGGAAUCCCCCGACUGAGCUGCGGCGCGCGGGACCCACUCCAGAGACCGAGCUGCGAUCCCUGGCGCGGGACAACACGCAGCUCCUCAUCAACCAGCUGUGGCAGCUGCCCACGGAACGUGUGGAGGAGGCGCUGGUGGCUCAGCUGCCGGAGCCUACCACUCGGCUGCCGCGGGAGAAACCGGUGCCCAAACCGCGGCCGCUUACACGCUGGCAGCAGUUCGCGCGACUCAAAGGUAUCCGACCCAAGAAGAAAACCAAUCUGGUGUGGGACGAGGUGAGCGGCCAGUGGCGGCGCCGCUGGGGGUACCAGCGCGCCCGCGACAACACCAAGGAAUGGUUGAUCGAGGUGCCGGACCGUGCCGACCCUUUGGAGGACCAGUUCGCCAAGCGCAUUCAGGCUAAGAAGGAAAGAGUGGCCAAGAAUGAGCUGAAUCGUCUACGUAACCUUGCCCGUGCGCACAAGAUGCAGCUGCCCAGCUCGGCAGGCAUGCACCCCACUGGACACCAGAGUAAGGAGGAGCUCGGCCGCGCCAUGCAGGUAGCCAAGGUCUCCACGGCCUCCGUGGGGCGCUUCCAAGAGCGCCUACCCAAGGAAAAGGCACCCCGCGGCUCGGGCAAGAAGAGGAAGUUUCAGCCUCUUUUCGGGGACUUUGCAGCGGAGAAGAGGAGCCAGUUAGAGCUGCUGCGAGUUAUGAACAGCAAAAAGCCUCGGAUGGACGUGACUAGGGCCACCAAUAAACAGAUGAGGGAGGAGGAUCAGGAGGCGGCGGCCAGGAAGAGGAAAAUGAUUCAGAAGGGCAAGAGAAAAGGGGGCCGGCCGGGUCCUGGGGGCAAGAAAAGAGGAGGGGGCCCUCCCAGCCAGGGAGGAAAGAGGAAAGUGGGCUUGGGAGGCAAGAUGAAUUCAGGACCGCCUGGCUUGGGUGGCAGAAGAAAAGGAGGGCAACACCAAGGAGGAAAGAGGAGAAAGUAAAGUUCAAUUGGAAUUUUCCUGUAAACCUAGGACUAUAUACUACACAUUAACUUACAGGGUUGGGGGAGAGGGCUGCUGUCUUCAUUGAGUUGAAGGGACUGGGAAAUAACCUCCCGCUCAAGAUACAUUGUAAAUGUUGGAAUCUGCAAAUUACUGUUUCUCCCACAUUCUUUUUUUUUUUUUUAAUUUGGAUGUGAGGGAGGUCAUAUUUCAGAGCUAUAAAUGGAUUUAUACAUUUCUAAAUUUUUAUGACAAGCUUGUGUAUUUAUCAAGGCAGAUGGAGUGAGGGAAGAUUACAUUUUCAGAACUGGACUUACAAAUAACUGCUGUAAAGGUUAUUUAAUAAAACU
Messenger RNA from Condylura cristata (star-nosed mole), 1531 nucleotides. RefSeq names its product RRS1 ribosome biogenesis regulator homolog (S. cerevisiae) (gene RRS1). The coding region runs from base 81 to 1181 and encodes 366 amino acids. Gene Ontology annotation, biological process: ribosome biogenesis; endonucleolytic cleavage in ITS1 to separate SSU-rRNA from 5.8S rRNA and LSU-rRNA from tricistronic rRNA transcript (SSU-rRNA, 5.8S rRNA, LSU-rRNA); ribosomal large subunit biogenesis. Gene Ontology annotation, molecular function: protein binding. The record is from RefSeq and is a predicted model, not a curated record. NCBI's taxonomy places the organism in Eukaryota, Metazoa, Chordata, Mammalia, Eulipotyphla, Talpidae. The transcript has a single exon. Gene Ontology annotation, cellular component: nucleus; nucleolus; preribosome, large subunit precursor.